Marmota flaviventris (yellow-bellied marmot) is the source of this 718-nucleotide messenger RNA. It is a transcript of the gene Sf3b5, whose product is annotated as splicing factor 3b subunit 5. Lineage: Eukaryota; Metazoa; Chordata; Mammalia; Rodentia; Sciuridae. Gene Ontology annotation, biological process: mRNA splicing, via spliceosome. Gene Ontology annotation, cellular component: U2 snRNP; precatalytic spliceosome. The record is from RefSeq and is a predicted model, not a curated record.
GCCAUUCUGCUGCGACUGCGUGAGUGCGGAGCUUCCGUGUGGUGGUGUCCUCUCCGGCGGGAAACCCGAGAGCGGCUGUCUCUGGCUUUCGUCCUCUGAUCUGAGCGCCGAGGGAAAAGUGGCGAGAUGACCGACCGCUACACCAUCCACAGCCAGCUGGAGCACCUCCAGUCCAAGUACAUCGGCACGGGCCACGCCGACACCACCAAGUGGGAGUGGCUGGUGAACCAGCACCGCGACUCGUACUGCUCCUACAUGGGCCACUUCGACCUUCUCAACUACUUCGCCAUUGCCGAGAAUGAGAGCAAAGCGCGAGUCCGCUUCAACCUGAUGGAGAAGAUGCUGCAGCCUUGCGGGCCGCCGGCCGACAAGCCCGAGGAGAACUGAGCCCCGCGCGGGGACCUUCGCGGCCGCACCGCUCCCUGCCUUCUCCAGUUUGCUGUGGUUUCCUGCGUUUUCCCGCCUCCAGUGGACAGAUUCUUCCCGGCUCGUGCUUUCGGUGUCCAGAGGGGUUUGUCCCGGAGUGGCCCUCCUGACCCGCCUAAACGUGGACCCUUCGGAACAUGGCAUUGAGACACCGUCGGGACCCUGAGAACUGUGCGAGUGGAGAGGUCCUAGAGCCGACGAGCAUUAGGGAGGACGACCCUGGAGUGAAACGGGACCUGGCUAGUUGUCUGUCAUUGGUGCUUUUUCCAUAAAGUUUAGAAAUUGCCCUGUC